Molecule: messenger RNA, 3517 nt
Organism: Prunus avium (sweet cherry)
Lineage: Eukaryota; Viridiplantae; Streptophyta; Magnoliopsida; Rosales; Rosaceae
Source: RefSeq, a predicted model, not a curated record
AUUGAAUUUGGAAUCUCGGAGUGUACCACUUCACAUACUUAGUCAAAACAUGUGUUGGGAUUUAAAAGAUGACAGUGAACUCUUUUUGUUUAAAUAGAGUAGUGCAUGACCAGUUAUAACAUACAUAUCUCCAGUUGGCCAGUGAUUUUAACAUUUCCAUAAUUCUGAUGCAACUUAUUUUUUUGUUCAAAUUUUGAACCUACCUCUAAAUUCUAAUUCUAUGUUAUAUAUUGAGGGAUCCUUCAAAUUAUGGAGCUUUUUGAUUCUUCAAAGCACGGUACUCUCUCAGCCUUCUUCUCACACUACUCACCAUCAUUCAUAACGUAUCCAGGUACCCAUUUUCUUCUCAAACCGGUUUUCAUACGUGGGUUUUCUGGCUCAUUACACCUAGUUUUGAUAUUUGUGUUGCUCGUCUCUUGGGUGUGGAAGAAAUUCAAGGUGGGUGAAGGAGAGGGUCCAAAACAGAGGUUUGGGAGUAUUCAAAGUUGGUAUUAUAAGCUAACUUUACUCUGUUGUCUUGGUGUUUCUGGGCUCAGUCUUGCUUUUUGUUUAUUGAACUACUUCUAUUGGCAUAGAAAUGAUUGGUCUGAGGAAAAGCUAGUGACCCUUUUUGAUUUAGCCAUUAGAACACUUGCUUGGGGUGCUCUUUGUGUCUACUUGCAUACCCAGUUCUCUAAUUCUUCUGAAUCAAAGUUCCCAAAUUUAUUGAGAGUUUGGUGGGGUUCCUACUUUUCUAUCUCUUGCUAUUCCCUUGUGAUAGAUAUUCUUCUUUACAAGGAACACGUUUCCUUGUCCGUUCAAUCUUUAGUUUUUGAUGUUGUCUGCGUCAUCUCGGGUUUGUUCUUUAUAUAUGUGGGGUUUUUUGGGAAGAAAGAGGGCAGAAAUACCGUUCUUGAGGAACCCCUUUUGAAUGGUAAUGGUAAUGCCGAGUCAAAUAAUUCCAAAGGGGGUACACCUGUUACCCCUUAUUCAAAUGCUGGAAUUUUCAGUAUCCUUACUUUUUCUUGGAUGGGUCCUCUAAUUGCUCUUGGCAAUAAGAAGACAUUAGACCUUGAGGAUGUUCCUGAACUAUACAAGGGUGAUAGUGUAGUUGGGUCCUUUCCAAAUUUUAGAAAUAAACUUGAGGCGGAGUGUGGUGCGGAUGGCAGAGUUACCACAUUUCAUCUGGUGAAGGCAUUGAUAUUCUCAGUCUGGAAAGAUGUUGCCUGGACAGGAUUAUAUGCUAUAUUUUACACAUUGGCAUCUUAUGUCGGUCCAUAUCUAAUCGACACAUUUGUUCAAUACCUCUAUGGGCGGAGACAGUUCAAAAAUGAAGGCUAUGCUUUGGUUUCUGCAUUUAUGGUCAUGAAAGACGGAAGGAUUACUCAAGCGGGAAAGUUCAAUGACAUUCUUAAUUCAGGAACUGAUUUUAUGGAACUUGUGGGAGCACACGCGGAAGCUUUGUCCGUGCUUAAUUCUGCAGAGGUGGAGCCAGUUGAAAAAAUAAGCGUUAGUAAAGAAGAUGGAGAAUUUGCUAGUACUAGUGGGGUUGUCCAAAAAGUAGAAGACACUGAUGUUCAAAAUUCGAAAACAGAUGAUUUACCAAAAGGGCAGCUUGUUCAAGAAGAAGAGAGAGAGAAAGGUAGAGUUGGGUUCAAAAAAGAUGCAGAAUUUGCUAGUACUAGUGGGGUUGUCCAAAACGUAGAAGGCACUGAUGUUCAAAAGUCUAAAACAGAUGAUUUACCAAAAGGGCAGCUUGUUCAAGAAGAAGAGAGAGAGAAAGGUAGAGUUGGGUUGUCAGUCUACUGGAAGUAUAUCACCACAGCAUACGGAGGUGCUCUUGUUCCGUUUAUCUUGCUUGGACAGGUUCUCUUUCAGGUCCUUCAAAUUGGAAGCAAUUACUGGAUGGCUUGGGCAACUCCUGUUUCAGAGGAUGUGAAACCUGCUGUUGAAACCUCUACACUUCUAACUGUUUAUGUUGCUUUGGCUGUUGGAAGUUCUUUUUGUAUCCUCUUCAGGUCCACAUUGCUUGCAACAGCUGGGUACAAGACAGCCACUCUACUCUUUAGUAAAAUGCAUUUAUGCGUUUUCCGUGCUCCCAUGUCUUUCUUUGAUGCCACUCCAAGUGGACGAAUCCUAAACAGAGCUUCAACAGACCAAAAUGUAGUGGACUUGAACAUGCCGGGUCGAAUUGGGGCCCUUGCCAACUCAAUGAUCCAGCUUCUGGGAAUUAUUGCAGUGAUGUCGCAAGUUGCAUGGCAGGUCUUCAUCAUUUUUAUCCCUGUGAUUGCAAUCUGUAUCUGGUUACAGCAAUACUACAUAUCUUCAGCACGAGAACUAGCACGGUUGGUUGGAGUAUGCAAAGCUCCAGUGAUACAACACUUUGCUGAAACAAUUUCAGGGUCGACAACUAUUAGGAGCUUCGAUCAAGAAUCAAGAUUUAGAGAUACAAACAUGAAACUGAUGGAUGGUUAUGGUCGGCCUAAGUUUCAUACUGCGGCUGCAAUGGAAUGGCUAUGUUUUCGCUUGGAUAUGCUGUCAUCCAUCACUUUUGGGUUCUGUUUGGUUUUCUUGAUCUCUAUUCCAGCGGGGGUGAUUGAUCCAGGUGUUGCGGGCUUAGCUGUCACAUAUGGACUUAAUCUAAACAGAAUACAAGCGUCGGUUAUAUGGAAUCUUUGCAAUGUGGAGAACAGAAUAAUAUCAGUGGAGAGAUUACUACAGUACACUACCAUUCCCAGUGAGCCUCCUCUUGUAAUAGAAUCGAAUCAGCCAGAUCGUUCUUGGCCAUUACGUGGAAAAGUUGACAUACAUGAUCUUCAGGUCCGGUAUGCCCCACACAUGCCGCUUGUGUUGCGAGGUAUCACAUGUACCUUUCCUGGAGGAAUGAAAAGUGGGGUUGUGGGUAGAACUGGCAGUGGCAAAUCGACUCUCAUACAGACCCUUUUCCGAAUUGUGGAUCCUGCUUCUGGCCAGAUUUUGAUAGAUGGUAUUGAUAUAUCUUCAAUUGGACUGCAUGAUCUAAGUAUGGUUGCUGCAGUUAGUGAGAAUGGAGAGAACUGGAGUAUGGGUCAGAGGCAGUUGCUCUGCCUUGGCCGUGUGCUGCUCAAGAAAAGUAAGGUCUUGGUGCUUGACGAAGCUACCGCGUCGAUCGAUACAGCUACAGAUAAUCUCAUCCAGCAGACCCUUCGCCAACACUUUACUGACUGUACAGUCAUCACUAUUGCACAUCGUAUAACUUCUGUUCUUGAUAGUGACAUGGUUCUGCUUCUGAGUCAUGGGCUUAUUGAGGAAUAUGAUUCUCCUGCAACAUUGCUAGAGAACAAGUCGUCAUCUUUUGCUCAGCUUGUGGCAGAGUACACUAUGAGGUCGAAUUCCAGUUUUGAGUAGUUUGACUGACAAUUGAAAUUCCAAAUCUUCUUUAUGAACUACUCAACUGGUUAGCUGUUUUGAUAAUGACGAAACAUAGGCGGUGAGGUGCAAAGUGAUAGAACCGGGUGAUCAAGUGCAAAGUGUAUUUUAGGAUAUAUUCUGCUGCAAA